GGCUGGACGUGGCCGUGCAGGGAUAUCCCUUCGAGGACUGGGGGCUGGCUGGGCCUGACCUGCUGGGGCUGGAUGCAGAAGCCCUGGAGGCACUGGGGGUGUGGGCCCUGGGGCACCAGGAGCUGCUGCUGGAGGCUGUGGAGCAGCUCCGUGCUCUGGACACGGGACUGGCGAGCACCAGCCUGCGGACACUGACGGAGAGGCUGCAGGAGCUGGCUCAGGGCAUCCAGACCCUGGUGCUGGGGGGGAUGUCAGCAGGGGAUGCCUCUCAGCCACCCUCCCUCACCCUCCUGGCCCGAGUCGUCGACCUGAUCGGGGCUGCCAAGGAGCUCUUCUCCUGGCUCAACAGGUCUGGGGCAGGUGAGGGUACCCCUGGGUUCUGGGUGUUUCCCAUGCUGGGGCUGAGCUCUCUGUCCCUCCUUAGGUAUCUCUUCUCCACCCUCAACGACUUUUCAGCCAGCAGGGACAUCGUCCUGCUCUGUGCCCAGCUGACAGAGACGCUGCAGGCGGACUGUCCUGCAGCUGAGAGGGACAGACAGAUCCUGCAGAUUGUAAGUGCUGGAUGAAGAGGGGGUGACAGGCACGGGGAACCCAGUGCUGCCAGGACCCACCCUGAGCCCCUUGUUCACCCACAGUGUCAGCACAUCGUGGGCAUCUCAAUGUCCCCCAGCACUCCAACGCUGCCCUCUGGCCUGUGGCAGAGCCCCUCAACAUCCCCUGAUACCCCAACGCUGCUCCCCAGCCCAUGUGGGAGCCCCCCAGCAUCCCCUGACACCCCGAUAGCAUCCCCUGACACCCCAACGCCUCCCCCUGACCCUCCAGGGAGCCCCUUGACACUCCUCACUGCCCCACUGGGCCUUGAGAUCACCUCCACCAGCUCCUGCCUGCACUUUGUGUCUGAGACCCCCUCAGAGGCUCUGGCUGCCCACGGGGGCCACAUCCUGCCCGGAGACGAGAUCGUGCAGGUCAAUGAGCAGGUCGUGGUUGGUUGGACACGUGUCAACCUGGCAAAGAAGCUGAGGGAGAAGGCAAAUGAAGCGACACUGGUGCUGAAGAAGAUCCCUCUCGAUCUGCCUGACUCACCUCCCUCUCCCAGGCAGCAGCUCCCAGGAGCAUUUUCGGAUGCUGUGGAGUCUCCCAGCACCAGGAAUGACAAGUGCCCAGGCAGCCCUGUGUCCCUGACCUCCAGUGUUGCUGCUGACUUGGACUCGGGGCCAGACUCUGCGCCAGAUCCUAUCAGUGACGAGGAGGAGGAAGAGGACGAGCAGGAUCUGAGGCUGCCUGGGGCAGCUGUGGAGGAGCUGUCAGGGCUGCCUGGACACGGCAGCCCCCGGACGGGACGCAGACCAAAAGGAGUGGCGACCAGGCUGAGCCGCCGGCGGGUCUCGUGCCGGGACCUGGGCCGGGUGGACUGCGAUGGUUGGCUCCUCAAGAAGAAGGACCACGUGGGCUUCAUGGCCCAGAAGUGGAAGAGGUGCUGGUUUGUGCUCAAGAGCCACACGCUGUACUGGUACAACCACCCCAAUGAUGAGAAGGCUGUAGGACUCAUCAACGUGGCCACCUAUGACCUGGAGAGCACGAGGGAGCAGAAGAAGAAAUAUGUGUUCCAGCUGUGCCACCAGAGGUACAAGCCCUUCAUCUUUGCUGCUGAAACCUUGGCUGACCUGAGCAUGUGGGUCAGUCACCUCAUAACAGCCAAAACAAAGUACACACUGGCACACCAGUCAGUCCCAGACAAGGAGGAAGACUGCUACAGUGAGACAGAAGCUGAGGACCCUGAGGAUGAGUCUCCCAAGCAUGGAUGUGACUCGCCAAGGAAGAGGCUGAAUACCCCAGAGAAAGCCUUGUUCUCCCUGGCCAGUGGUGAGCCCAGCAGUGCAGCCAGCAGCCCCCAGGGCAGCCCCCGGCCCUGCUCCCCCAUGGACCCCUCUGGGGAAGAUCUGGAGAGCCUGAUGCAGUGCCUGAAGCAGGGAGGGGUGUCCCUCAUCGGGCAGCGACGGAUCCUGACGCAGGAGCAGUGCCGAAAAUCCUUCCUGCGGCGCAACAAGAACCCUCACAUCAACGAGAGGGUGCACGCGGUGAGAGCCCUGCAGAGCACGCUCAAGGCAAAGCUGGUGGAGCUGCAGGCGCUGGAGCAGCUGCUGGGAGAGGAUGUGCUCACCUCGGACAGGUUCCGGUGCUGGAAGGAGGAGCACCAGGAGCUGUACCAGGAGCUGCGGGAGGGGUGGGCAAGGCAGCGGGGCCAGAGCCACCCUGGGGGGCUUGAGGCAGAGCACAGCCCCCACGAAGAG
Molecule: messenger RNA, 2291 nt
Organism: Acanthisitta chloris (rifleman)
Lineage: Eukaryota; Metazoa; Chordata; Aves; Passeriformes; Acanthisittidae
Gene: CNKSR1
Product: connector enhancer of kinase suppressor of Ras 1
Molecular function (GO): protein binding
Source: RefSeq, a predicted model, not a curated record